AUGCCUUUCUCGUACCCAGUGUGUGAUCAACCUCCUCACUACCUGAGAGCAAGCGCGCAGCAACUUCAGCAGACCCAUACUGAAACUGUCUCAAGUACGGACCAGCGCAAUGAAGACGAGCAAACCGCAUUCCCCGCGGUCAUGGACAAGCUGAGCCACGAAUGGGGCUUCGUCGUAGUGCGCACGGCUUACAAGGCCGAUGACAUAGCGGAUGUGACAGCUUGGUCCGCAGCCAUCAACAGGUUGCGAACGCUCGCGCUCCCCCGCGAACACAACGCUGAGAUGGACCCGGCCACCUUUGCAUUACCCGUGAUGGCCAGUCGGUCCAUGCUGAAAGGGGCGAGCUUUAACGCCGUGCGCGCAGCCUUCAACGCCUGGGUGCAUGCGUACGUGCGUGACAGGCGGGAGGCGGGCACCGGCGACGACGGUGAUGAAUGGCCGUCCGAUGUGCGGCGUGACUGCUGCAUAGUUGUGGAUGAGUUAGCGUUGGAGUCGCUACAGUCGGCUUCUGAAGCUGAGCCGUUUGUUAUCGUUGUCGAUGCCACGGACCCGGAUUCUGUCCCGUAUAACGGCGGCGGACCGUACACCGGCUGGAUGCGAGCUACAGCGAACUCGCUUGGGGCGCUCUAUGACAACAUGGAAUCACAAGGCAUGGGUGAAGGCCUGUGCCCAAUCCGCGAAUACUCGGGACAGAUUCCAUUAUACGAUGGCUCACCAGCGGGAAGGCUGAUCGACCCGCCUGAGGGGUUGGAGGGAAAAUACAAGUUUCCCCGCGGCACACCAAGGGGUGCACAGGCAGGUCAGGCUAUGCUAGAUGAAAUAAAGCGUGCUACAGGCGGGAACUAUACAUAA
This is a messenger RNA of Neoarthrinium moseri, 852 nucleotides long. RefSeq lists its product as uncharacterized. The record is from RefSeq and is a predicted model, not a curated record. Lineage: Eukaryota; Fungi; Ascomycota; Sordariomycetes; Amphisphaeriales; Apiosporaceae. Bases 1 to 852 code for a protein of 283 amino acids. The transcript has a single exon.